Molecule: messenger RNA, 3146 nt
Organism: Cricetulus griseus (Chinese hamster)
Lineage: Eukaryota; Metazoa; Chordata; Mammalia; Rodentia; Cricetidae
Source: RefSeq, a predicted model, not a curated record
AAGCAGUUUGCAGAGCAGUAUGCUUUGAACAAAAUGCUUCAAGAGGUUUCAGACUUUUUGAGGCUAUUAAUGUCUUCUGUUGCUUACUGUUUCCUUACCAGCUUUGUCUGUCUGUAGUGCUAGACAUGGAAACCAAGACUGCAUAUAUUUGGGAGAUGCUCCUGAGCUAUACAACUCAACCCUUAAGCAUCACUUUCUGAACCCAGGGCCUCACAUGCCAGAACUAUUUCCAGACACCCAGCCUCCUGCCAUGUCUGACCCCAUUACACUGAAUGUUGGGGGGAAGCUCUAUACAACCUCACUGGCAACUUUGACCAGCUUCCCUGAUUCUAUGCUGGGUGCCAUGUUCAGUGGGAAGAUGCCCACCAAGAGGGACAGCCAGGGUAACUGCUUCAUUGAUCGUGAUGGCAAAGUGUUCCGCUAUAUCCUCAACUUCCUGCGGACCUCUCACCUGGACCUGCCUGAGGACUUCCAGGAGAUGGGCCUGCUCCGCAGGGAAGCUGACUUCUACCAGGUACAACCCCUGAUUGAGGCCCUGCAGGAAAAGGAGAUAGAACUCUCCAAGGCAGAGAAGAAUGCCAUGCUUAACAUCACGCUGAAGCAGCGUGUGCAGACAGUCCACUUCACCGUGCGGGAGGCACCUCAGAUCUACAGCCUGUCAUCCUCCAGCAUGGAGGUGUUCAAUGCCAACAUCUUCAGCACAUCCUGCCUCUUCCUCAAACUCCUUGGCUCUAAGCUCUUCUACUGCUCCAAUGGCAAUCUCUCCUCCAUCACCAGCCACUUGCAGGACCCCAACCACCUGACUCUUGACUGGGUGGCCAAUGUGGAAGGCCUUCCAGAGGAAGAGUACACCAAGCAGAACCUCAAAAGGCUGUGGGUGGUGCCUGCCAACAAGCAGAUCAACAGUUUCCAGGUCUUUGUGGAGGAGGUGCUGAAAAUCGCUCUGAGUGACGGAUUCUGCAUUGAUUCCUCCCAUCCACAUGCUCUGGACUUCAUGAACAAUAAGAUCAUUCGGUUAAUACGGUACAGGUAAAAAGACCCUAGCCAUACUGGGGAAGAAGUCCCCAAAAGGCUCAUGUCAGCCAAGGCUUUGAGGAGAGUGUCUCACCAGUGGCACCAGACGGGACCUAUACUAAUCUGUAUUAAUUGCAUAGCAGGACUCGAUUCCCCAUGAUGAAGUCCACCUUCUGGAAUCCUCAUGUCCUCUAAACAGAACCACCUUUUCUUGGCAUUUUGAGCUGGUGAUGGGUAGUUUAUUAUGACAAGUUAAAAGUCAGCUGAUACAUACAAAAGGAGCCCACAGGAGAAUUAUCUGGCUGGGACAAAAGGGAGCAGUUUUCUCAUGGGUUAUCACCAUACCCAGAGUCAGUGUCUCACUUACCCAUCUCCAGAGAGAGCCCUGGCUGCUGAGGAGUAGGGUGGGAACAAGAGGCUCCUUUUUAGUUUCCUAGGAUGUAAGAUAUACAUCAUAUCCCAUCAUAACUGCUCUUUGUUCUGGAGGAUGUGUCCAGGUACCGGGACACCUUUGCCCAAAGGCAAUCAUGUUUGGGUGGUUCGGAAUGCAAUAUGCUCCCAGAACCCUUUGUGGCUCCACUCAGGGAGAAAGUUAAGCUGUCCCAUGGCCUAGGAGUGAGUAUCUAGACUUCAGCAGGAGGGAAUGAUCCUCCUGAAGAGGCUGAAUUGAAGGAUUCUUGGCUUCAGAAAGUGGUUGUUUUCCCUGCAAAGAUGUGAUCGUAUUGGAGCUAAGACAAAGAAGGACACGCCAUGAUCCAGCCUGUUGCUUGACUUGCAGAAUCCUUUUCCCUUGAAUUGGAAGCAUCACUGAAACCAGUCGGUUUAAACCAAUAUAUUAUAAACUCUCAGGGUUGUAAAAUAAUCCAGUAGUUUUUAGUUCUUCCACUUCCUCUGGGACACCCCAGUGCAUUUGGGGAUGAGUGCCUCUCCUUGAGUACCUCCAAGGGAUCACUUACGCCAGCCUGCAUACCCACUGAUGACAGAAAGCUCUCUGUUCCCAGGGCAGCUUCUGCCAAGAUUGAGCCAUGCUGGUUAUUAGAAAGUUCUUUCAGUAUUGACCCAAAAUCUGUCCUGCCCAUCCAUGUGCUAGGCCUUCCUUUUCACACAAAUGUUUGUCCUUGUUUUGACUAGACACUUUGACAAUAGCAUUACUCAGAACUCAAAUUCCCUCUGCCAUUUGUCUUUAGCAAAAUUAGCUCCUUUCUAUCCUUAAGCCAACUCUCUUGUAUAUGGCUUUGCCUUGUUCAUGGCCCCCAGUUCAACUUCCCCGCCAGCCAUGGCUCAGCACAAGUCUGACUAUUUCUGGCUGUAGAAGAUCAGCACCUGAGGAGAUGUAGUCCAGGAGUGCUCUGUACCCCACAGUGCCCCUAGAGUGAAUGCCCAGCCCCUAAUACUCCCUUAAGAAAGCAGCCUUCCCCGUCAUUCUGUCUGGGCCUGCCUGAGAUACAUUAAGGGCAAGAAACCCCAGACCAUUACUCCCCAACAGGCGAGGAGCCUUAUGGACCUCUAAACUGCACAUUAUGAUUCAUCCCUGGAAUGACUGUAGCUUUGAGAAUCCGAGUCCCACUGGAGCUGGGCUCCAGACACAGGCAGGGAAUCCUGGAACAGGAUCCACAGUGUACAGAGCAAAGAGCUUCCAGGGUUACACUGUGUAAAUGAGGAGAUUUCAUAGUUAUAGGCAAAACCUGAUCCUGAUGCAUUAAAGGCCUUUCUCUCCCCACAGCGGGACCCAGGAGUCUCCGUGGCUGUCUUGAGCCACUGCACCAGUGGUACUCUGGAAGGUUCUUCAGAGAACCAACCAAGACAACAGAAGCUGUGAUCAUGGCCAAAUAAAUCAAGGAAAAAAACCUCAGAAAUCAACACUGCCCUUUAUUUUUUUUUCCUCCAUAAAACUGCUUUCUCCGUCUUUUUGGUGCUUCCUAAUUCAGUAGCUUGACCUUAGAGCAAGUACAGAACCUGUGAAGCCACUAACACACUGUGUUACUGUGCAAGUCACUCGCCUCACUGAGCCACCUCCAUUUCUUCAUCUUCGAAAUGGGCAUAUAGUAAUACAUAACCCUACCUACCUCACAGGACUGUUGUGAGGAUCAAACAAAGUAAUGUAUGUGAAAAUAAACGAUAAAUGACAAUUA